Molecule: messenger RNA, 3884 nt
Organism: Oncorhynchus keta (chum salmon)
Lineage: Eukaryota; Metazoa; Chordata; Actinopteri; Salmoniformes; Salmonidae
Product: polypeptide N-acetylgalactosaminyltransferase 9-like
Exons: 10
Coding region: 478-2301 (607 amino acids)
Cellular component (GO): Golgi apparatus
Source: RefSeq, a predicted model, not a curated record
UCAAGUGGGGUGACUGAGGAGACCCAGAUGGGGUAUUAGCCUAGACUACACUAGCUUCUUUUGUCGUCGAUUGUACUACUGGCAUCUGGAAACAAGCUCCGCGUUUAGCGCACUGGAGCGAGAUUUACUGCCAUGCUGUUUAGGAGUAAGCAAUCAGUCGCUGAGUAAGCAAUCAGUUGGGGGGCAGGAGUUCGCCCGAAAAUAUCUUCUCUCUUGAACCAAUUUGGAGAGGAUGCCCUGGGCAAUAGAAUGGAAAUGUGAUUCUACGUUGGCUUAUUGUUUUUGACAGCCUUCUUGCCCACUCUUAUCGCUGCGGCGAGGAUGGUGCUGAAUGGACAGCUCCUUUGAUGCGCGGGAGCACUGAGGUGGCUAUGACGAGACUUCGUGCCAAUACACAUACACAAAGAUUGGCCACUAAACUUGGAGUGCACGUGUUAUUCUUUCAUGGGUAGAUGCUGACGGAUUCCUCUCGGUUUCAUGGCUGGGGCACGGCGGAUAAAAACUUUGUUGACUUUAAACAUCUGCGUUUUUGUGGGCAUUAUACUGUUCUCGAUUUACUGCAGAAUUCAGGAUCGAUCAGAGGAAUUCAUGAAAAACGGCAAGACUACUGAGCAAAGAUCUAACCGUAGAAAUGGAAAAAUCACUAACUUUGUGGACAAGCAGGCAAUUCUUCAAAGGCUCGAACAUCUUGAGGACGUGGUCUUCCAUCAAUUAAACGGGCUGGGAAAGCCGGUUGGAUUGCUGGAGGGACAAAUGGGUCUGAGACAGGGGCAGGCCAGGAACCCUGCAACCCUGAGAAACCCCGUCCGUGACCCAGAUGGGGGAAAGUACAAAGAUUAUGGCUACAAUGCACAGCUGAGCAAUCAAAUCCCUCUGGAUAGAUCCAUUCCCGACUACAGGCCGAAAAAGUGCAAGCUGAUGACUUACCCAGAUGACCUCCCUCAGAUGACGGUGGUAUUCAUCUUUGUAAACGAGGCCUUGUCUGUGAUCCUACGGUCAGUCAACAGCCUGGUCAAUCACACACCUGCAUACGUCCUCAAGGAGAUCAUCCUGGUGGACGACAACAGUGACAGUGUGGACCUAAAGCUGAACCUGGAUCAGUAUGUGAAUAAGAAUUAUCCAGGCCUAGUGAAGAUUGUCAGAAAUAGCAGACGAGAGGGACUUAUACGGGCCAGAAUCCUUGGAUGGAAAGCAGCCACUGCACCAGUUGUUGGCUUCUUUGACGCACAUGUUGAGUUCAACACAGCAUGGGCAGAGCCAAUCCUAACAAGAAUCAGGGAGGAUCGAACACGUAUUAUUCUGCCGUCGAUCGACAACAUCAAGCACAACACGUUUGAGGUGCAGCGGUAUGACAACGCAGCCCAUGGCUACAACUGGGGCCUGUGGUGUAUGUACAUCAUACCCCCUCAGGCCUGGCUGGACAGAGGAGAUCAGACGGCCCCCAUCAGGACCCCUGCCAUGAUUGGCUGUUCCUUUGUGGUGAACAGAGAAUACUUUAGAGAGAUUGGCCUUCUAGACCCAGGCAUGGAGGUGUAUGGAGGAGAGAACAUUGAGUUGGGCAUGAGGGUAUGGCAGUGCGGAGGGAGUAUGGAGGUUUUACCUUGUGCUCGGGUGGCACACGUUGAACGCACCAAGAAACCCUACAACAACGACAUUGAUUACUAUGCCAAGCGCAAUGCCUUGAGGGCAGCUGAGGUAUGGAUGGAUGACUACAAAUCCCAUGUAUACAUGGCCUGGAAUAUCCCCAUCAAUAACCCUGGGGUUGAUUUUGGAGAUGUUUCUGAGAGAAUCGCCUUGAGGAAGAAAUUGCAAUGUCGCAGUUUCCAGUGGUACUUGCAGAAUGUGUAUCCAGAGAUGCGAGUGUACAACGACACCAUCACCUACGGUGAGGUGCGGAACAGCAAGGCCAGUGGCUAUUGCUUAGACCAAGGACCAGAUGAUGAAAGCAGUCCUAUUCUCUACCCGUGCCACGGCAUGACAUCUCAGCUGGCCCGUUACACCUCAGCGGGGCUUCUGCAGCUAGGUCCCCUGGGCUCCACUACGUUCCUGCCCAACACCAAGUGUCUGGUGGAUGAGGGACGAGGGAGGACGCCAAGUCUAAAUAAAUGUGAGGGAAUGUCACGCUCAUCACAGAGGCUUUGGGACUUUACUCAGAAUGGCCCAAUAAUCAGCAGAGACACUGGUCGUUGUUUGGAAGUAGAGAUGUCCAGAGAGGCCAGCUUCGGCCUGCGCCUGGUGGUCCAGAGGUGCUCUGGUCAGAAGUGGACUAUUAGGAACUGGAUCAAACCUCCACGACACUGAGGGUGGUCUCACACUCAAAAGGAGGUACACCAUGUACAGGCCAGCUGAAGUCUACAAAGGGACAUGGGAUCCUCUUCACAAAGAUUGUGUUCCUUUGGAUUGAGGCUAUAGACUCUGUUGUCUGUCCCUUUAAAGGUCAAGGAAUUUCAAAAGCAUCUUAACACCAACCUUCAACAUCUCAAGCACCUCAAGUCAUCACAAAGAAUGUCAUCACAAAGAAUGGAGGAUACAUAUCCCUACGAAGAACCAUAGAAUGUACCAUAUCCACUACAGAGAUUGUCUAAGACAAUGAGAUUUGUGGUCUGUGAUACUGAAGGAUUUAGUAUAAACGAAGUGGCAUCUCUUCACAAACCUGCACAGCAAAAUCAAUGGUGUACAUUUAACUAUGAAAUGUAAAAUUUACACUAUUUUCAGUGAAAAUAUGAGUGUCAUUGAACUGGUGUUCAGUUAACACUUAUGAAAGUGUUAAAGAUUUAACACUGUUGCAGUGCUCCCCAUUCAACUCUUAAAGUGUUCAAAUGAACUUGAUUGUGGUUUUUGCAUAACUCUAUUGUAGAAAAAUACGCAACACGUACAGUGUAAAACAUAACACUUGGUUUAGAGCAGGGCUUUCCAGCCCUGUUCCUGGACACCUACCGUCCUCUCGAUUUUUGCGACAACCCUAAUCUGGUGCACCUGAUUCUAAUAAUUAUCUGGUUUAUAAGAUGAAUCAGGUUAGUUACAACUGGGGUUGGAGUGAAAACCUACAGGAGGGUAGCUCUUCAGGAAAAGGGUUAGAGAGCCCUGAUUUAGAGUAAACUGGACUCCCUUUGCUUAGUGCUGAUGCUGUUACACUUUAUCAGUAUAAGAAAUUAACAACUGUUACAGUAUAUAAUUUUUGGAUUUUAACACUGUUUGGUGUAAAGCCUAAUUUGCAUAUUUAUUUGAGUGAAUUGUAGAGUUACUACCCAUGACUGUAUUUGUUAGUGAUUUGUUAGGUUAUUGAAUUAUUUCAUUUUAAAGGCAUGUGGCUUUCACCAAGUGAGUACCUAGGCAAAUGCAAUCAUUACAAUUUUACUCUAUGACAAUACAAUACAAUACAUACAGCUCCAAAAGUAUUGGGACAGUGGCACCAUGUUGUUAUUUUGGCUCUGUACUCCAGCACUUUGGAUUUGAAAUGAUACAAUGGCUAUGAGGUUAAAGUGCAUACUGUCAGCUUUAAUUUUAUGCUAUUUGGAUGCAUUUGCUGUUUUUUUGUUUGUGUUUCAGAUGAUUUUGUGCCCAAUAUAAAUGAAUGGUAAAUAGUGUAUUGUCAUUUUGAAUUAUUUUAUUGUAAAUAAGAGUGGUGUUGUAGUACUCAAGACAGUCCGUUUUCGAGACCACAUAUUGAGUGUCUCAGUCUUGUCUCGAUAUCGGAUACAUUUGUACUAGGUCUUGACUCGGUCUUGGACAGUGAGGACUCCUAAUUUCUUCCCGAGGCCAGCCGAGACCAGCGGAUUAAAAAGCUUCCAUUCAGUCAGCGCAUAAAACCGCUUUGCCAGGCCAAAUAUAUACACUUCUUUCUUGAAACACAAAUACAGUGCCUUGCAAAAGUAUUAGUACAU